AUGUCUGACCACGACAGUCCUCCAGACGACUCGACAGCACCAGUGUCUGCUCCUGUAGCGAAGGGAUCCCCAAACGACUUUUUGAAAGCAGUCGUGGGCAAACGCGUCGUUGUCCGCCUCGUUUCUGGCGUCGACUACAAAGGCGUCCUCCAGUGUCUUGAUGGAUACAUGAACAUUGCGAUGGAGCAGACAGAGGAGCACGUAAACGGUGUGAUUACAAACAGAUACGGAGAUGCUUUCAUAAGAGGGAAUAAUGUCCUGUACAUAUCUGCGGGCGAGCCUAUUUGA
Messenger RNA from Serendipita indica DSM 11827, 288 nucleotides. NCBI's taxonomy places the organism in Eukaryota, Fungi, Basidiomycota, Agaricomycetes, Sebacinales, Serendipitaceae. The record is from the annotation of a GenBank genome assembly.